GGGAUUAAACCGUCGCUUCCUUCUUUAAACCCGCCGCUGCCGCCUCACCUCCUCCUCCCUUAAAUCCUUCGCCGCAGCGUCGCUUCACCUCCUUUCACAGAGACACCUUUCACAGAGACAAAUAAUGAAGCCGUCACAAAAUUCUAACGCCGUUGUUGGACUGAAUUCAAGCUCGGAGAUUGGUGGCGGUGACUUAAUCAUAUUGCCGCCUAAGAAAAUGAAAGAUAAGAAAGGGAAAAGUCAGCUCAAUGUGAGGCAGCAACCGAAACUAAGUAAAUCUCAGAAAAGAAAGCUAAAGAAGCUUGAGGAAGAGAAAGAAAAGGAACUCCUUAUGUCAAAAAGCAUUGAGACAUUGGAGAAAUACAAGAUCAAAGAUGAUGUUUUUUCACUCAUGUGGUCUUCAAGGAACUUGGGGCAGGUUGAGACUGUUCGUGAGAAACGGAGAAGAGAAGUUGAGUUUUCGAAAGCUGGUUUGGAACUCCCACAUGCUGAAAAGGCUCACACUAAAAGGAAAAGAGAUGUUGUGUCUCACAAUGAUGAUAUUGAAGUGUCUGAGGAUGAUGUCUGUUUGCCGGAUAGAAAUGUGCAUUCAGAUGUCAAUAUGCAAUCGUUGAGUGAUGAACCUGAUACCUCUGAUAGACGAGUUGGUGAUUCAUUCGAAGAAGUGGCCAACGGCAAUACUCAACCAUCAUUGCCAGGAUCUGAGGAAAAAUCAACUGAGUCAUGCCAAAAUGAAGAAGUCAUGAAGCCUAAGGAUGUGAUGGAUGAAGAUCCAAUUUACAAUCGUGAAGGUGAAAAUAACCAUAGCAACUGUAAUUCAUCGAGAAAUCAUGUUGCUCCAACUGUGGUUCAUGUCUCAAGACCUAAGGAUGUUGAAAAGCAAAGGAUGGGUCUGCCCAUAGUCAUGAUGGAACAGGAAAUAAUGGAAGCUAUAAAUGAGAAUAUCAGUCUCAUUAUAUGUGGUGAAACUGGUUGCGGAAAAACAACCCAAGUUCCUCAGUUUCUUUAUGAGGCUGGUUUUGGUUCGCGUGGUUCAAACACUGGAGGUGGCAUUAUUGGCGUCACCCAACCUCGCCGAGUUGCAGUACUUGCAACAGCCAAGCGGGUGGCUUAUGAGCUUGGGCUUCGAUUCGGGAAGGAGGUGGGAUUUCAAGUAAGGCAUGACAGAAAGGUUGGAGAGAAUUGCUCAAUCAAAUUUAUGACUGAUGGAAUUUUGCUUCGGGAAGUGCAGAAUGAUUUUCUGCUGAAGCGAUACUCAGUGUUAAUAUUGGAUGAGGCUCACGAGAGGAGUCUGAAUACAGAUAUUCUCAUCGGGAUGCUUUCUCGGGUUAUCCAAGAGCGUCAGAGGGAAUACGAGAUGCAGAUGAAGAGAAUUCUUGCCGGGGAAACUAUUGAAUCUGAAAAUAGGAUAUACCCGUUGAAGCUUGUGCUCAUGAGUGCUACUCUACGCGUGGAAGAUUUUGUGUCUAAUACAAAUAUAUUUCGCAAUCCUCCACCAGUGAUUGAAGUUCCAACUCGACAGUUUCCAGUGACCACACACUUCUCAAAGAAGACUGAAAUUGUUGAUUACAUUGGCCAAGCUUAUAAGAAGGUUCUAUCAAUUCACAAGAGAUUGCCACCUGGGGGUAUUCUUGUUUUUGUAACUGGGCAGAGAGAGGUCGAACUUCUUUGUCAAAGGUUACGAAGAGCUUCUAGAAAGCUAGUUGAAGACAAGGCUUCAGCCGUAUCUGUAGAGAAACCACCCGAAGAAAAUGAUAUGAAAGAGAUAAGUGAGGCAUUUGAGUUCCAAGGGAGUUCGGGUCAUGAGAUAACUGAGCGCUUUAAUUCUCACAUGGAGGAAGAUAAUGAAGAUUUUCCAGAAGACGCAUCUGAUGCAUCUUAUGACUCGGAAGAAGAAAGUGAUCUGGAGUUCUUUAGUGAUGGUGAGAAUCAGACGAAACCUGAUUCUGAAGGCGAUAUUUUGGGAGAAGAGGGAACUCUUACAUCACUGAAGGCUGCUUUUGAAGCAUUAUCGGGGAAAAGAGUUUCUGAUUCCAACACCAAAGGCAAAGAUGUUCCCGAGACCCCUGAAGGCGGGUCAGAUCCGUCCCGUUCCCUUUCUGAACGAGAUGACAAAGAUAAGGGAUAUUCCCCUGGUAAACUGAAUGUGCUACCACUUUAUGCGAUGCUUCCUGCAUCAUCCCAGCUUCGUGUUUUUGAAGAUGCUAGGGAUGGAGAGCGGCUUGUUGUAGUUGCUACUAAUGUGGCUGAAACCUCUUUGACGAUUCCUGGAAUAAGCUAUGUUGUCGACACUGGAAGAGAAAAGGUGAAGAACUACAACUCUUCGAGCGGCAUGGAGACAUAUGAGAUACAGUGGAUAAGCAAAGCCUCUGCAGCUCAGCGUGCUGGAAGAGCCGGAAGAACCGGCCCGGGACAUUGUUAUCGCCUCUAUUCCUCAGCAGCCUUCAAUAACUUAUUUUCUGAUUUUUCAAUUGCUGAAAUAUCAAAGGUGCCGGUUGAUGGUGUUGUCCUCCUUUUAAAAUCCAUGCAUAUUGGCAAGGUUGCAAAUUUCCCUUUCCCCACACCUCCAGAGACCGAUGCUUUGAUUGAAGCAGAACGUUGUCUGAAGAUUCUUGAAGCGUUGGAUGAAAAUGGCAGACUGACAGCUCUGGGGAGGGCCAUGGCUCGGUAUCCAAUGGGUCCUCGUCAUUCCAGAAUGCUUCUCACGGUUAUUCAGAUUAUGCAGAAGGCAAAAAAGUGUGCCCGAGCAAAUCUCGUUUUGGCCUAUGCAGUUGCAGCAGUGGCGGCUUUAAGCUUGACAAAUCCUUUCCUUCGGCAUUUUGAAGACAUUGGAAACAACGCAGACGGUAAAAGCCAUGCUGAGGAAGCUGAUUCUAAAGCAAGCAAGAAAGCUUCAGAGAAAGAAGAAAAACCGAGGAAAAAGCAACAGAAACAAAUCGCCAAAGCUUCUCGUGAAAAAUUCGCCAACCCUACUAGCGAUGCUCUAACUGUUGCGUUUGCGCUUCAAAGCUUUGAUCUUUCUGAAAACCAGUCAGAGUUUUGUGAUGAGAAUGCUCUACACUACAAGACCAUGGAAGAAAUUUCCAAGCUGAGAAAGCAGCUUGUGAAACUAGUCUUCGCCUCGCAUGAUUCACAGCAGGACUUCUCCUGGGCGCACGGAACUAUCGAGGAUGUAGAGUCUGCUUGGAUGGUUUCCUCGGAUAAGCAUCCUCUUCAGCUGAACGAGGAGGAGAUAUUGGGCCAGGCUAUCUGUUCCGGCUGGGCUGAUAGGGUUGCGAAGCGCAUCAAAGGAGCUUCACUUUUGGCAGAGGGAGACCGAAACACGAAUGCAGUCAGAUACCAAGCUUGUAUGCUGAAAGAAACCGUCUUUCUUCACCGGUGGUCGUCCAUCUCUAGAUCUGCACCCGAAUUUCUCGUAUACAGCGAGUUAUUGCAUAGUAAGAGGCCAUACAUUCAUGGAGCCACUAGCGUGAAACCGAAUUGGCUUCCUGAAUUCGCUCGGGUAUCAUGUAGUUUCUCUGCGCCGCUCUCAGAGCCAAAGCCUUAUUACGACGCUACAGCUGAUCAAGUCAUGUCAUGGGUGGAGCCGACUUUCGGCCCACAUCUCUGGCCGCUUCCUCUGCACGGCCUGCCUAUCAAAGAUGAUUCCACGAGAGUCGCUGUGUUCGCCUAUUCGCUGCUAGAAGGCCAAAUCUUACCGUGCCUGAAAGCUGUCCGGAAAUUCAUGGCAGCCUCCCCUGCAACCGUGCUGAAGCCAGAGGCGUGUGGGCUGAAACGCAUUGGCAAUCUGUUGAGUAAGUUAAACAAGAAAGGAAGAGUAAUCGACACUCGUGCUAAACUAGGAAAGAUGUGGAAGGAAAAUCCUAGAUUUCUCUUCCCAGAAAUCCAAGAUUGGUUUCAAGAAGGAUUUUUCAACCGGUUCGAGGAACUCUGGGAGGAGAUGCACAAGCAAGCUUUGGGAGAUCCCAAGCAAAGGUUGAAGAAAAAGGCCAAGAAAUUGAAAAGAGAGGAGCAAAGAAGAUGAUCUCGAGUGGCUGUCGUGCCAAGGUUGGGUAGGUUGCUGGAGAUGGGAGAACUGAGAAGCCAGUGUUGAAGGCUGGAAAUGCCGGAGUGAAGAAGAACUCAUGGCCCAAGGUUCGUAGUGUUGCUAUGAAUCCCCACGGUGGUGUUAACCGAUCAACACAUUGGUCAUGCCACUACAGUUUGUCGCGAUGCACCACUGGCCAAAACGUUGCUCUUAUCGCUGCCAGAAGAACCGGUCGUCUCAGGGCCAAGCUGCUGGCCUGCUGCUAAAGCUGAGAUGGCCUAAGAAUUCUUAUCUUGUUCUCUGCUUUAUAUUUGAAUUUGCAAUGUUUUGUUGAGGUUAACACUAAAUUUUGUUUGGAUUACCGAGUUUUGUAUACUAUUGCAUUGUUUUCAUA
Messenger RNA from Salvia hispanica, 4421 nucleotides. RefSeq names its product ATP-dependent RNA helicase DEAH13. NCBI's taxonomy places the organism in Eukaryota, Viridiplantae, Streptophyta, Magnoliopsida, Lamiales, Lamiaceae. Gene Ontology annotation, biological process: maturation of SSU-rRNA from tricistronic rRNA transcript (SSU-rRNA, 5.8S rRNA, LSU-rRNA). The record is from RefSeq and is a predicted model, not a curated record. Gene Ontology annotation, cellular component: nucleolus; intracellular anatomical structure. Gene Ontology annotation, molecular function: ATP hydrolysis activity; RNA binding; helicase activity.